AUGGUAUUCUUACCUGAUCCAAAAUUCGGCCGUUUGGGCCACAUCCCAGACAACAUCCCCAUCAGCGAAUUUAUGUUGAAUGAAGAGUAUGGCCGUCUACCUCAUAGUCAAUCACGAGACCCAUAUACAUGCGGCCUCACGGGGAAAACAUACUCCUCAAGGCAGGUAGCCGACCGGGUCGACCACAUUGCGCGAGGGUUGGCAAAAGAAUUCAAUUGGUCUCCAAAUAAGGGCACCGAAUGGGACAAGACUAUCGCGGUCUUUACUUUGAAUACGAUUGAUUCUUUGCCAUUAUUCUGGGCGGUACAUCGAUUGGCAGGCUUGGUGUCUCCAGCUAAUGCGGCAUAUUCUGCGGAAGAGCUGAAACACCAGCUUUUGGACUCCAACGCAAAAGCUCUCUUUACUUGCGCUCCUCUGCUCCCCGUUGCAUUGGACGCAGCGGCUCUGGCGAAAUUUCCCGAAGACCGCAUAUAUCUCCUCGAUAUCGCUGAAGAUGGCAAGCAGCUUCCAGCUUUAGAGCCAUUGAACUGGGGCCCAGGGAAGGAGCUCGCCGGGUUGCAUUCCUGUGCUAUUCUAAAAGGAGUCAAGAUUGCGCACCGUAACGUCAUUGCAAAUGUUCUGCAAGAUGCGGUAUAUGAGAAGAGCUACCGUGAUCAGCUUGCUAAGGCUAAUGGCCAGCCAAAUUACACCGAGGUGGCCUUGGGCCUUCUACCCCAAAGUCAUAUAUAUGGGUUGGUGGUGAUUUGCCAUGCGGGAGCAUACCGUGGAGAUCAAACAAUUGUCCUUCCGAAGUUCGAGUUGAAGACUUUUCUAGCUGCGAUCCAGAACUUCAAGAUAAACACGUUGUUCCUCGUUCCACCAAUCAUUAUCAACAUGCUUCGAAGCCGAGACGUCUGUUCCAAGUAUGACCUGAGCUCCGCUACUAGUAUAUUUACGGGGGCGGCUCCAUUAGGCGCAGAAACAGCUGCAGACUUCCGAAAGACAUACCCCAACAUCAUUGUUCGACAAGCAUAUGGGCUCACGGAAACAUCUACUCUCGCCUGUGCUACCCACCCCCACGACAUCAUGCUUGGCUCCUCUGGCUGUCUUAUCCCGGGCUACGAGGCUCGCCUCUUGUCUCCAGAAGGACAAGAAAUUACUAGCUACGAUACGCCGGGGGAAUUGGUACUCCGCUCCCCAAGUGUCGUACUCGGCUACCUUAACAAUGAGAAAGCAACAAAAGAAACAUUUGAAGACGGAUGGAUGCGGACCGGCGAUGAAGCAGAAGUCCGCGUCGGACCCAAGGGAACCGAGCACAUUUUUAUUGUGGAUCGUAUCAAAGAGCUGAUUAAGGUCAAGGGACUGCAAGUGGCACCAGCUGAGCUCGAAGCUCACCUUCUUACCCACGACGCUGUCGCGGACUGUGCUGUAAUUGCCAUUCCAGAUGACUCUGCCGGCGAAGUUCCCAAGGCUAUUGUAGUCAAGACAGGGUCUGCCGGCACUGAUGAUGAGGCGAGCAAGGCUAUCAUCAAGUAUGUCCAAGAUCACAAGGCACGUCACAAGUGGCUUAAGGGCGGCGUGAGAUUUGUAGACGCCAUUCCUAAAAGCCCGAGUGGGAAGAUUUUACGGCGUAUGCUUCGGGACCAAGAGAAGGAAUUGCGGAGAAAGGCGAGCGCUAAGCUUUAA
Molecule: messenger RNA, 1665 nt
Organism: Penicillium chermesinum
Lineage: Eukaryota; Fungi; Ascomycota; Eurotiomycetes; Eurotiales; Aspergillaceae
Product: 4-coumarate--CoA ligase-like 7
Exons: 7
Coding region: 1-1665 (554 amino acids)
Molecular function (GO): CoA-ligase activity
Source: RefSeq, a predicted model, not a curated record